UAUUCUAAAACCUAUUAUUCCGAGUGGAGCCGCCCCCGCCCCAUCAACUUUCUCUCAUUUUACUCUGUGAAUGAAAGCCUUGCUGUGUCCAAACCAAUCCUGUCCAAGCAGCAGCCCAGACCCACUGAGAAAGAUGCUGCUGUUCCCUUUGCACAAAGUAAUCUCUGCAACAAAACUCCAUGGAGAGAACACAAAACUGUUGGAGUAAAAUAUAUGGCAAUUAUAGGAUUUGGAAAAGCAAAGUUGAUGAGUCACAACAAUCAGGAUUACGAACUGAGGAGACUGAGCAAUCCCUGUGGACACAAGGUUUUCUAUUUGGAGAAGUUAUAUGGAGUAAGCUUACAGGACCUUAUCUUUUUAUGCCACGUUCGUUUUGCUUUGAACAGGAUUUUCCCCUCCAAGCCGAGUUUGUAAUCACAUCAAAGAAAUGGGUACUUAAGAGAUAAACUUUAUAAUGGAAACUACCCGACACCGAAGAAAAGUCAUGCUUUUAUUACUGCUUCUAAUGGUGUUUAAUAUGGUGGUCUCUCAUGAAAGAAAUCCAGGGAUUCUGAGGACUGAAAGCGAAUUUUCUGGUAUUGUUGACGAGCAACACAAGCCUCCCUCCUGGUAUAAUACAUCUGUUGAUGCAGAGCUGAAGCAUGGGGCAGUCAGCUCACUCGCUCAUAGCAGAUGGCAAACACAGAUGGCUUUCUCACAAACUGUUUAUUCAUUUCAAGUAAAGGAAGACACCGUGCCAGGAACAGUUGUGGGAAAGGUGGAAGCGCAGAUGGACAGUCCCACGCCUAUCACAUACACAGUUCAAGAGGACGAUGGGGAGAACGUGUUUCUCCUCAACCCCGUCUCAGGGGAGUUCCUAUUAUCCCGCAGCCUGGACUUUGAAGCACAAAGGUUCUACAUUCUCACCGUAGAGGUGCAGCAGGGGCACUCGCAGGUAUCCAGUGUCAGAGUCUACUUUAAUGCGCUGGAUGUCAAUGACAACCCUCCUGUUUUCAGUCAGAACAACUUUACUGCAUCGCUGCUGGAGGACACACGUAUCAGAACUUGCUUCCUGUCACUAAAUGUGUCAGACAAAGAUGAUGGCGAAAACGGAGAAGUGGAACUGACAGUUGCCAGCGGUGAUGAACUGGGCAUGUUCUUCAUACGCUCAACAGGUAGUUUAUGCCUGAACAAAGAGCUGGAUAGAGAGAGCCAGUCUUCCUAUAACUUGACUGUGACAGCAAAGGAUUGUGCACGGCCAGCGUCUUUGCAGCUCACCAGCACUGCUCGUGUAGUUGUGGAAGUGGAAGAUAUUAACGACAACGCUCCAUUUUUUGUUUCUGCCCAACAUGCUGGUAUAACGGAGGACUCUGCGUUGCAUUCUGUUGUUAUGACUCUACAUGCUGAGGAUGAAGACGCAGGAUCCAAUGCAAAGAUUUUGUAUUAUUUACUCAACUCUUCUGGUGGGACAUUCAGCAUUGACAACACAACUGGAGAGGUGUUCCUGGAAGAGAUAUUAGACAGAGAAAAGGCAGACACUCUUACUAUUACAGUGACAGCCACUGAUAUGGGUUCACCCCAAAUAGCCACUACAAUGAAUUUCACAGUGCAUGUUGAGGAUGUAAAUGAUAAUGACCCUGUGUUUUCACACAGCAACUACAGUUUGUUUAUCAAAGAAGAUGCUCAGAGAGGAACAAGCCUGUUUCAUUUUGAAGCUCAGGAUCAAGACAUUGGAUCAAACGGGCAAGUCCGGUACAGCCUGACACCAGCUGGUCCUUUCGUGGUUGACGCAGUUCGAGGCGUGCUGUCACUUCGGGAUCAACUUGACAGAGAAAGGGACUCAAACUACAGCUUGAUUUUAACUGCCGCUGAUCAAGGGGAUGUACCCAGAUCUGCGACUGUUACUAUCAGCAUUACAGUGUUGGAUGUAAAUGACUUUACACCCCAGUUUUCUCCAGAACUCCUGAUCAUUCAUGUCAAAGAAAAUGAAAAGGAUCCGUCUCAGCUAACAAACCAGGUUUCAGCUUUGGAUGAAGACUUGGGGAUCAACAGUCAGCUUAUUUAUUUUAUGCAAAAAGGAAACAGCGACGGUCUGUUCUCUGUCACUCCCAACGGUGUGUUCAAGAUUUUACACAGCUUGGACAAGGAAAGAGAACCAUUUUACACUGUCAUCAUAACAGCUGUUGAUUCAGGUUUUCCACCACUAACUGGCACUCUGACUAUCCAUAUCACUGUGGAUGACGUCAAUGAUAACCACCCUGAGUUUUCAGAGGAAGUCUACAACACCAUAGUGUCUGAGGACAGUCCAAUAGGCACAGUGUUUGCAAUGAUAUCUGCGUUUGACGCUGAUGAGGGCAUGAGUGGUGAAGUAAGGUAUUUCAUGGAAAACCACGAUGCGCCAUUUGCUAUUGAGGAAACAUUUGGAGAACUGCUUACCACCGAUUUCUUGGACAGGGAGACUGUAGCCUUUUACACGCUGACAGUGAUUGGCACAGAUAUGCAUCCCACACAGCCGCUGUCAAGCUCUGUACUUGUUACUGUCCUGGUUGGGGAUAUCAAUGAUCACUGGCCUCAGUUUCUGGACAGCCCCUUUGUGGCUUAUGUGUCCACAGAGUUUCCUCCAGGCUCAGUUGUUUGUGCAGUGAGAGCAAUCGAUGCAGACACUGACAUGAAUGCAGAGCUGCAAUACUCUCUAUAUGGACAAAGUUCAGACCUUUUUUCGAUUGAUCCGAACAGCGGCACAGUAUUCACUUCAAGCUUACUGCAGAGCAUGGAUGAUAUUGUCAUCAACGUGUAUGUAGAAGACGCUGGAGAAAACCCAAAAUUUGACAUCACUACUAUCAGUAUCAGGUUUCACAACAUUUAUGACUUCCCAGAGAUGAAUGUGGAUGUUCUGAGUUAUUCUCUCUUUGAGGACGAGCCAGUGGGAACAGUAGUAGCUGUUAUUUCUGCAGCAAGCAUCAGAGCUGAACCUGUCUCUUUUUAUCUUGCUUCUGGAAACUUUGAAGAGAUGUUUCAUCUAGACCAAUUAGGUGGAGCACUGACAGUUGAGAACCCACUGGAUUAUGAAAGCAAAAAGGAAUUUUUUUUGUUGAUAGAAGCCAGAGACUCUGGUUCGCCUCCAUUUUCAUCAUUUUUAGAAAUUCACAUAAACAUCACUGAUGUAAAUGAUAAUUUCCCCCAGUUUACCCAGACUGAAUACAGGUGUGAGGUUUAUGAAAAUUCCCCACCAUCUGGAGUUUGUGAUGUUCUUGCUCUCGAUGCGGAUUCUCCCAAUUMCAGCUCAGUAUGGUACAACAUAACAGAAGGAAAUAAUGAUGAGUUUUUUACACUUGACCCUGAAAACGGUUUGGUAAGCACCAUUGUAAGUUUAGAUCGAGAAAGCAUUCCCUUUUUUAAUUUAACAAUUGAGGCUGCAGAACCUGACAACCCCCUUCAUACAGACCAAGCAACGGUAAUCAUUUCUGUUUUGGACAGGAAUGAUAAUGCACCUCAAUUCUCUCAGAUACAUCUUGCUGAGGUCUCUGAAAAUGCUCCUAUAGGGCACACAGUUCUGCAGAUAACCUCAACUGAUGAUGACGCCGGUUCUAAUGCAGUAAUUAAUUAUUACAUACCUGACCAAAAUCAGGAUCUCCCUUUUGACAUCGAAUCCACCACUGGCUGCAUCUUUGUUAGAAGGUCUCUGGACAGGGAGGAACAGGACCAUUAUGUCUUGAAAGUAAAUGCAAAUGAUUCAGCAUGGAGUGUUAGCACUGACGUCAGUAUCUUUGUUUUAGAUUUCAAUGAUAACCGACCAGUAUUUUCUAGCGAUUUGUAUUCAGUUGCUAUCCCAGAAACAAAACAUUCAGAGAUUUUUGUUUUGCAAGUCUUUGCAACAGACACAGAUAUUGAACAAAACAGUGAGGUUGUCUAUGUUGUUGAACCUCCAAAUGAAUUAUUUUGGGUAGAUGCUUCUUCUGGAGAUGUUUUUUCAAAGCAGCCACUCCUUUUACACAAUUCUACUUUUGAAAUCUAUAACUUCACAAUUGUUGCAUUUGAUUGUGGCAGCAUUCCUCUGCACAGUAACACUACUGUUAUAGUGAGAUUAGAACAACUGAACGUCCACCCUCCAAAGUUUUUGCCUUCUCCACCACUGGUUUCCAUUCCAUAUGACCUGUUGGUGGGAAUUGAAGUGGCCAAGUUUACUGCAACAGAUCUAGACGUCAAUAGCAGUGAUUAUAUUAAAUAUAACGUCAGUGGUGGUAAUGCUUCUGAUUUCUUCUGGAUUCAAGCUGACAAUGGAAAGUUAUUUUUAAGUCAAACUUUAGAAGAAAGUCAAAAUGAGUCACUUACUUUAUUAGUUGUGGCCAAAGAUCAGGGCUUUCCUCCUAUGAUCUCUGAGACUGAAAUCACCUUUGAAAUCACUGGGAAAAAUCACUUUUCUCCCAGGUUCAGUGAACCAGAAGUCACAUUCUCUGUCCCUGAAGACUUGCCUGUUGGAUCAGUGGCUGGGAAAAUUCAAGCAGAAGAUGGGGAUUAUGGUCCCAAUGGUGUAAUUAAAUACCUCAUUAGUCCUGAAAAUCAAUAUUUUCCGGUCUCCGUUGGAGAAUUCUCUGGGCUGCUAACACUUACCAGAGAGCUUGACUUUGAAAAAGAAACCAGAUAUAAUCUGCAAAUCAAAGCAACAGAUGGUGGAUGGAUAGCUAAAUCUGCCUGGAUGAAUGUAACUCUGAUUGUUAUGGAUGUAAAUGACAAUCCACCUGUCUUUUUAUUGUCAGAGUAUACCACAACAGUGCCUGAAAAUUCAAAAGUCAGAACAAAGGUUCUAGAUGUAAAGGCCACCGAUAUCGACUCAGGAAUAAAUGCGCAAAUAUCCUACUCUUUUAUUGCUGGCAGUUUGGAUAAAUUUGCAAUCGAUUCAAAAAAUGGGAGUAUCACUACUUUGGAUGUCUUUGAUUACGAGCAAGAGCAGAUGUUUGAUUUAUCAGUCAAAGCUUCAAACACCGCCAGACACAACUUGUUUAGUUUGGCUCAUGUUAUCAUCCACAUCCUGGACCUCAAUGAAUUUAGCCCAACCUUCACAAAAGAAAGUUUUAGCUUUUCAGUAUACAAAAAUGCUCCUGUUGGAACGUCAAUAGGAAAAGUGACGGCCACUGAUAAGGACAGUGGUCCUGAAGGUGAGGUGUUAUAUCUAACUUUUGGCCAUGGCAAAAAUUUUGGCUUUGACAUUGGCCCACUUUCUGGAGAGAUAUAUACAAGUCGUAGUUUGAGGGAUCAAGGAAACAGUAAAGUAAUUUUGAAAGUCUUGGCAAAAAACUCUGGUGUUAUUCAUGGAACAGACAUAGCUGAGACGUUGGUCAAUAUUAAUGUGAUUGAGACUAACGAUGCACCCUUGUUCACCUCCACAUGGUACGAGGCAGAUGUUAACGAAGACACCCCAACUGGGACAUCUGUGUUAACUCUAAGUGCUUUGGACCAGGACUCUGUACUGGAUUGGAAUCGAUUCAUCUUUAGGAUUGUAGACGGAAACACAAACUCCUCUUUCUCCAUUGAUCCACUUAGUGGCAUUGUGUUAGUAAACUCUGAUCUUGACAGGGAACGCUGGCCAGUUUACAAUCUCACUGUCACAGCCACUGAUCAUGGUUCUCCCCCAGCCACUGGGACAACAAAUGUCAUUGUGAAUAUAGUUGAUGUUAAUGACAACGCCCCCCAACUCAUGACAAACGAGAUUCAAGUGAAGGAAAAUCAACCUGAAGGAACCAUAGUUGCCAGAUUAAAUGCAUUUGAUUUUGAUUUACCUCCAAAUCAAGGUCCUUUUACUUUUUGGCUGUCAAAUUUGUCAGCAGAAAGUGCUUUUUAUCUCACUCCAGAUGGAGUUUUACUCACCAGACAUGUUGUUGAUCGGGAGCAUAUCUCUGAAUAUCGAUUACUGGUGGUGGUAAAAGAUGCAGGGUUUCCUCUAUCACUGUCUUCAACAACAACACUCCACGUUAGGGUGGAAGAUGAAAAUGAUAACCCCCCGUUACCACGAAACAUCUUCAUUGAGGUGAAAUAUUUUGGCAGUUCUUUUAAUGGCGGCAUGAUUGGCAAUGUGCAUCCUGAGGAUCAUGAUGAGUCUGAUGCAUUCCUCUGUUCCAUUAUAAGUGGCCCGAUUAACAUGUUCAUGAUACCCAAUGGUACAUGUGAGCUAUGGUCAUCCCCCUUUCAGGGCGAGGCCACAUUCAAUGUCACAGUUGAAGCUACAGACCAAGCUCAUUUUCCAGUAAAUAACAGUAUCUAUGUGAAUUACAAAGGUUUUACAAAUGCAUCUGUGGACAGUUGUAUUUUUUUCUAUGUGGCCUCACGUUCAAUGGAAAACUUCUUGACUAAUAGGUAUUUGCGGUUUGUGAAAGCCUUGGAUAGUCUGUUCAACCUCCAGGCCUCAAAGACUCAUGUUUUUGGAAUUAAACAUAUUGGCAUGGAGAUACUACUACUUGCAGCAGUGAAAAACUACAAUGGGCAAUAUCUAAGCAGAGAGGUAGCGAGGAGUAUAUCUGCUGGACAUAAGAAGUUACUGGAGUCCCAAAGUAAUAUGACAAUUUCUCACAUCGCCAGUGAUCCAUGCCUCAUGAGCCCCUGUCAAAAUGGGGCCACAUGCAACAAAAACAUUUACAUCAGCCAGGAGGUUGCUGUCCUGGAAAGCAUGGCUGUCAUCUUUGUGUCGCCACAGAAAGAGAUUUUUAAUUGUACCUGUUCGGUCGGGUUCAGCGGUUCACUCUGUGAAGAUGACAUUGAUGAAUGUGAGGCGAAUCCUUGUCAGAACAACAGCACAUGUGAAAACACUGCAGGAAGUUUCCGCUGUCACUGUCAGAGUGGCUUCUCUGGCUCAGUCUGCUCAGCUGAUGUGGAUGAGUGCCUUAAGGUGAAGUGCCAAAAUGGUGGGACAUGUAUGCAGUCACAGGAGCGAUACCACUGCCAGUGUGCGCCUGGAUUUGAAGGAGAAAGGUGUGAACAGCUCAAAGAUCACUGCAGGUCUACACCAUGUUUUCAGGGAAGCUGCAUUAACCUACAAACAGGAUUCCUCUGUAUCUGUCCCUUUGGAGUCAGUGGUGUCCAUUGUGAGGAACCCAGUUAUGGCUUUGAAGAAAUGUCCUUUGUGGAGUUUCCCCCACUGGAUCGCAGGACUAAUUUAAUUUAUUUUGAGUUUGCAACAGUGCAGAGGGACUCCCUACUCCUGUACAAUUCAGGAACCUUAUCCAGCAGGGAGUUUUUUGCACUGGAGAUACUUGACAGCAAACUACAACUCUCUUAUAACCUUGGCUCCGGACCUGUAAAGUUGCAGACGCAUAAGCAAGUUGCAGAUGGACAUUUUCACAGCGUUACUGUCAGAAGGAUUGGCAAUAUGGGGACUUUGCUUGUGGACAACUGUACAGAUGUUGUGAACAAUGGAUUCUGUUUUUCAGAGUCUGAUGGCACUAUAUCAGAGAGGACUCUUGACGUUGGAAACACAAAUAUGAUAUUUGGUGGACUGAGAAGCCUGGAAGUAAUUUUGCAACAUCCAAGUCAUAUAAAAACACAUGACUUUGUUGGGUGCAUUCGAAAUAUUCAGAUUAAUGGCAUCUUGCUGAGACCUUCUUCUGGCCUUGCAACAUAUAAUGUAUUCAACAGGUGUCCUCGAGCAGCAGUGUCAGGAUGCAACAGCUCCCCAUGCAAGAAUGGGGGAGUGUGCCAUGACCUUUGGUCUGAAUAUGUUUGUGAGUGUAAAACUCCCUUUAGAGGAAGAAACUGUGAUACAGAAAUAUCUGAAGAACUUGUAUUACACUUUAAGGGGAUUGAUUACAUUGAGUAUGUCAUUAAGGAGAGAUUUAAGAGAGAUCUUCUGCUUAAAGACCUGAAGGAUGGUGCCAAACAGGAAGACACAACAGUCCAAACUGUCAUUACUGUCAAGUUCAAAACGAAAGAAGAUGGAACCCUGCUCUUUAUUCUUGGAAAAGGACAUAUUGUGUUAAUGGUAAGAGACGGACAACCUGUGUACACUUCCAUUGAUCCUUUAGGACAUAUGUCAGAGUUUACAGUGGAGCUGUUAGUUGCUGAUGGUCUUUGGCACAUCCUGUCCUUAUUGACCAGAGGGCGUAACCAUUCACUGUAUGUUGAUGACAAAAUGGUCUUGAACAUUACCCAACAAAACAUGGACUUAAAACUGUUUAGUUUGGAAAAGAUCAUUCUUGGUGCAGCUCCACCAAGACAAAGAAAACUCCAACAGUCAGGAUUUAGUGGAUGUGUGGAGUACCUGAACGUCAGCGGUCAUACUCUGCCUUUCAGUGGACACAGUUUAAUGGUGGAGGUCUGGCCGAGCUCGACUCUCCCGCAGUCCAGCUGCAGCUCUCCAGGUGUCUGCCUCUUCUCACCAUGCACUGAAGAGACCACCUUUUUGAGAACAUGUCUUUCAGACUGUCAGAACCGGAGGCCGUGCAGACCUGCAACACGGGAUAGGCCAUGCAUGUGUCUACAAAAUGUCUCCAAUCCUUUCUGUGAUAUCUGCAUUUCCACUGUCAGUGAAGAGUGCUCAGAGAAACAGCACAACAGGCCUUUUUGGAUUAUAGCGGUGGUUCUCCCUCUGAUCUCCAUCCUGGUGAUUGUAUGCAUGUUUGCAGUUCUGUACAGACUGAAACAGCAGGAUUCAGUUGUUAAAAAUGAGAACCUUACACAUGAAACAGGGCAAGAAACUGAAAACGCAACAAUUUGUUUUGAUGGCAGUCAGGUGCCUAAAGCUGGACUUUCAACCUCAAAAGGGAAACGUCUUGAUCGAAUAAGUCCAUGUCAGUCAAAUGAGAAGCUUAAUAGUUACGGACAGCUGAUGCUUCCGAGUGAGCUGGCGUAUUACGAGAUCGGCAGCAUCUGCAGUGCAUUUAAUUCUGACAACAACUCACCAAGGCUCAGCUGGCACAAGCAUUUAUGCAGCACAAAACGUCUUAAAAGUGAUUCAAACCAGUGGGGGGAUCUGAGGAGACUGCUAGGUAAUUUAAAGAAAGACAAUCCUGGUGAACAGAAAUGCCCUCCAAAGCAUCAAAAUACUUCCUCAUUUCACAAACAGUCAUUGUGUCAGCUUGACGCAGAGCAGCAGAGGCAGAAUAUGUCCUGUCGUACAAAAGAGUUCCCACAGCCAGAGCUCCUGGAGCCAAUGCAGCCGCUAAGCUUCGAGGAAAUUAGCAAACUGGAUGCUCCUCCUGAGCCAGCUUUUUCACAUCAAGCGCUUUUAGAGGCUGGACCCCUAGAGUCCACGAUGACAACAGAGACCUCAUCUGACUGUGAAACAGACAGCACGUUUACUUGCUCUGAGUCUGACUAUGACCACUUUAACAUCAUUACUGGCAAAAAAUAUAGGCAUGAGCAGCCAUUCCCAUCAGAGUGCAGAACAAGCCAGGAUGUCUUUGAACUAACAUCCUCCUCCACUUUAAGUCAGGAUAUUUCCAAGACGGAUCCCUUUGCUAUGUUUGAACAAUGGGAAAAAAAUGUAAAUGUGCCCCUGACUUUUGGAAGCUACGCUGCAGUGUUUGAGGACAUUGCUGGUAUGCCCAUGGAGUUCAGUCACAGCGGUGAUAUGCAAAGUGAUGAGGAAGAAAUUAUUUGAAAGGUCAGAGCAGAUGAAGUAGUUGAUAUCUGAUUCACUAUAAUUUUCUACUGUAUUUAAAUCUCUAGGACAAAGUUGUCUUUCUGGUCAAUCGCAAAUAAGUUUUUUUCUUUUUGUAAUCUGCAUCUUCCAAGCUUCUGUUCAGCUGAGUCCUGUCUUGAGAUGCAUGUUGUUGUUUUGUGAAGUGGUGCUACACAGGUCUAACAUGGGGAAAUGAAGCUGAUUUUGUGAAAUAUGAAAUCCUUCCACCUCUUUCAUCUUUUGCUUUUAUUGCAUUCCCAUUCUGAAUAGUGCAUUGUUAAGAUAUGUUAUCCAGUGUUCAACUAAAUGGGUUAUAUUAUUUUUUUCUUGCUCUAUACAUGCAGUCUUACUGUAUUUUUUCCUUUAUUGAGGGAUCAUCUGUCUGUGAUGGAAAACGUGAUGCUUGAUGAGUGCCCCCCCUGACGGGCAGCAUAUUAUUAACCAAAUGAUUCAGUAUCACAUUCAGUUUUCAGGUUUUCAGCAUCCCAAGGUGAAUGAGUCUUCAUCAGUUGAGACAAGUUGUUUGGACUGUUCUACGUGAUAUAUUGAGAUAUUAUUGAGUUAUUAUUGUGAUACUUGAGUAGCAGCUGUAUAGAGAUUUGUGUGUGGUAUACACAAUGAGCUCAUGCUGCUCAAAUGCAAUGAUAUCCAGUAAAGUGAUGACGAUUUUAUCUUGAAAGCUUUUCUGAUAAAACUUAAA
Messenger RNA from Poecilia reticulata (guppy), 10289 nucleotides. Lineage: Eukaryota; Metazoa; Chordata; Actinopteri; Cyprinodontiformes; Poeciliidae. The record is from RefSeq and is a predicted model, not a curated record.